AUGGCCACUAUACAGACUGUGUGGGGCAUUCGGAGGGAUGAAGGUCCCAGUUUCAGGGAAGAGCUGAAUUUUGCCUUUGCCAGCCGCUGCUCUGUCCCCCAGUACUCUGGGAGACAGGCUGCUGAUUGCCCAGCUGUCUCUGUCCCCUGCAAGGUGCCCCCGUAUGUUUUCUUCUUCAUGUGCUGCGCCUCUUACCGCAUCCACUCCAUCUUUGUCCUGCGGCUCUUUAACGACACCGUCGCCAUGGCCAUCCUCUUCCUCGCCGUCAACCUCUUCCUGGAGGAGCGCUGGUCUUGGGGCUGCCUCAUCUUCAGCCUAGCCGUGUCAGUGAAGAUGAACGUCCUGCUCUUCGCUCCUGGACUUCUAUUCCUCCUCCUCAAACGUUUCGGUCUCCUGGGCUGCAUCCCCAAGCUCUGCAUCUGUGCCCUGCUCCAGGUAAUUCUGGGGCUGCCCUUCCUGCUGGUGAACCCCGUGGGGUACCUCACCCGCUCCUUCGACCUGGGUCGCCAGUUCCAGUUCAAAUGGACGGUGAACUGGCGCUUCCUCCCAGAAGAGGUUUUCCAACAUCGCGCUUUCCAUACCACACUGCUCCUGGCUCACCUGGCUGGCCUGGGGCUCUUUGCCCUCCAUCGGUGGCACAGGUCCAGAGAGAGCAUCCUGGCUCUGCUAAAGGAUCCUGCCGAAAGAAAACACCCAUCCCAUCCCUUGACCGUCAACAAGAUUGUCUUCAUCCUCUUCUCCUCCAACUUCCUGGGCGUCUGCUGCAGCCGCUCCUUGCACUACCAGUUUUACGUGUGGUACUUCCACACGCUGCCCUACCUGCUCUGGUGCACCCCUACCGCCAAGCUCGCCCACAUGCCCAAGGUGCUGCUGCUGGGUGUGAUCGAGCUCUGCUGGAACACCUACCCCUCCACAGUCUGCAGCUCCCUCUCUUUGCACAUCUGCCAUGGCCUCGUCCUGCUCCAGCUCUGGUACGGCACGGCCCCCCUGCCGGCCCCACACAACCCCCAGCCUGGCAGGAGGCCCACACCGCUCUCCAAGAAGGCACAGUGAGAGCCCAGCGGGCUGGACAAUGGGAACUGGGCCUGGGACUGCCCCUUCUGCCUCACCUUUCCCCACCCGGCUCCUAGGCUGCCCUUGGCCUUCCCAGGAGGGCCAUGAGCCCUGGAACUGCUUGAAGGGGGCAGUUUGGGGACUUCCCAGCAAUGCCCCGAUGGGCAGGACUUCUCCAAUAAAGGGGCUGCGCAUGCCCUU
Messenger RNA from Struthio camelus australis, 1254 nucleotides. Lineage: Eukaryota; Metazoa; Chordata; Aves; Struthioniformes; Struthionidae. The record is from RefSeq and is a predicted model, not a curated record.